This is a messenger RNA of Naegleria fowleri, 1347 nucleotides long. RefSeq lists its product as uncharacterized. NCBI's taxonomy places the organism in Eukaryota, Heterolobosea, Eutetramitea, Acrasida, Naegleriidae. The coding region runs from base 1 to 1347 and encodes 448 amino acids. The transcript is spliced from 2 exons. The record is from RefSeq and is a predicted model, not a curated record.
AUGGAACAGCAAUCUAAAGAGGAAUUUGUAAAUUUAUUAGACUGUUUUGUUUCAAUUUGUAGCAUGCCUUUGAGAGAAAGAAAGGCAAGUGACUCAUUCUUGAAGUCAGACUCAUAUUUGGCAAUAUUCUCAUGCCUUGGAAAAUUACUAAGAUUAUCUGUGGCUUGUGUCAAACCAAUUUUGGUUAAUGUUUCAAAGGCUGUCAAGCAAUGCAGCAUUCUAGACGAUGCACUGUUUUUAAUCUCUCAAAUGCUUAAAGAAAAAGAGACUGUAGAGUCAGAGUUGUUCAUAGAAACCACGAAUGUUGUCUGGAGUUUAUCUAGAUACGAAGAAUAUGCGGAAAAACUGACAAGAGAGGGAGGAGUGAGGUUGUUAAUCGAUGUACUUAACUCAGCAAAUUUUUCUGAUCUUGUAGUAUUUAAAGUGAUUGACACUAUUUGGAACGUAAUAGAAAUUUAUCCAAAAUCUACAUUAUACAUUGGAGAGAUUAACUGUGUGACAACAAUGUUCAAGUUGAUUCAAGAAAUCAAUUUGAAAGGAUUUAGGACGAAAGACAAAGAAUUGAGAAACGAUAUUCUUAUUAUUUUUUCCUUCCUAGCGAGAGAACCUGAAAAUCAAAGCCUUCUCAAGGAAUGCGGACUUUUGGAAUAUCUCGCUGCUAUUUCUAUUGGACUCGAACUGUAUCCGGAAUCAGUGACUAUAUCAUACUCUGUUUCUACCAUUUCUAAUGAGGAUUUUGAAAUGAAGAAACUAGCAUGGACCAUUUUGUUUUAUCUAACAUUUAACAAUGAGUGUCUAACAUUGGCUAUCGAGCUUGGAUUUGUAACAAUUUUACUUGAGUGUAUGAAAAUCGACAGUGUGGCGAUGAGGAAAUGGAACGAUAACCAACGUUUUGAAUUGAAACUUCUUGCCUUGAAGAUUUUGUUUCUUCUCUCCGUUCGAGUACCUGAAAGUUUUUCAAAAGACCACGGCUCAGAAAUUUGCUUAGAACUUUUGCGAAACUCAAACGAAGAGUCCAUUAUCAGCUCAUGUUUUAACACUCUCAUGAAUGUUUCAACCCAAGAAAUAGGCUGUAAAGACUUGUUUCAAGCAAAUGCGAUUCAAACAAUGCUUGAAGCAUGUGCGAACCAUUCUCUCUCGUUGAGUUCUAGAACAGAUGCUGUACGAAUUAUUUCCAAUAUUUGUUCAUUUGUGAAAGAUGCUAGUGAAUCGUUCAUGCAAAAUGGAGGAGUUGCAAAAUGUUACAUCUACUUGAAACAAGCAUAUCAGAGGCACAGUACAUUGAAAAAGGUUGGUUUCACUUUUGUUUGUAUUAUUAAGGGCCAUUCUUACCUUCUAAUUUCCUAG